This is a messenger RNA of Spirodela intermedia, 3102 nucleotides long. The record is from the annotation of a GenBank genome assembly. Lineage: Eukaryota; Viridiplantae; Streptophyta; Magnoliopsida; Alismatales; Araceae.
AUGUUCCUCUGCAAAUCUCACCCCCUCCCGCUCUCCUCCCUUGGCGUCACCGUCCAGUCCAGAUCCUCGCCGGUGAGGGUGGCGGCUACUUCGCCAGAGGGGAGGCAGCACACCUCGCCGCCCGACGAUCCCGACGGCGAGCAGCCCUCCAAUGCCCCCCAGAAGACCGCCGCCGCCGCCACCACCCCCCGUGUGAGCCCCCAGCUCAGCCGCUGGUCCCGCGCAAGGGCCCUUCGAUCGGGCAGGCGGCUCGAUCGCCGCCCGGCUGGUGAUUCCUCCUCCCGUCGAUCUCCUGCUUCUGCUGCGUUCAUCUCCGGUUUGUCCGCGGCUGCGUCGACGGCGGUGGCCGCGGAGGAAAGGGAGGACGAUGGGAGUUCGGAGGAUGAGGAAUUGGGCGGCACGGGGAAGGCGAUUUACAUGGUGUCGGAUGGUACGGGAUGGACCGCUGAGCACUCCGUAAACGCGGCGCUGGGGCAGUUCGAGCACUGCCUCGUCGACCGCGGAUGUCCCGUGAGCACCCAUCUUUUCUCCGGGGUAAUUCAUCUCUCUCUCUCUCUCUCUCUCUCUCUCUCUCUCUCUCUCUCUCUCUCUCUCUCUGAUAGUUUUUUACCAUCCACAUUCUCUGAAUUGAUGUGGAUUGUCUACCCCAGGCUCCAGAUUGGGCUUGGGGGUCCAGGGUUUCUGCUGAAAUGGUUUAUGGUUCAUCCCUCUCGGAAGAGCAAGUAAUCGCCAAUUAGAUAUUCCCUCACAUUGGCAAGUCAUUCACCAGGUUUUGAAAUCUGUGUUUUGGCUUCCUCAGACCUCAGAUUGAGCUGAGACUUAGGGUUCCUGCUGCAUGUGGCUUCCCGAUUGUCCUGCUCCGAAGAACUAGGAACCACCGUUGGAUCUCCUUAAUCGCUCUUCUUCCGAAAGAUGGGGUCUCCUUAUUCCAUUGACUUAGAUUCUUCGGUUCGAAAUUCUUCCUAAAUUUAGGUGAAUAAUUAUUCCAAACUGGACGAUCGUAGAUUGCAUCUUCCAAUGACGAUCCUCCUCCACGCUGUCUGCCACACCUUCUCUGCCAUUAUAAUCAGUAGAUGAAUGAUGCAAGGAUUGCUACAGUGGGAUGGGCAGAUGUUUUGGUAGGGGAAGUUGCACAUGAUGACGAAAGAUCCAUAUGAACUACUUCUCAGAUGUAUGAAAACACAAAACCGGGAAGAAAACAAAAAAAAUGUAGUAGAAACCUGAUUUUGUGAUCAAAUAUCUCAUAUAAUGCUCUGUUCAGAAAACUUCUGAAAUGGAUAGUCAGCCUACUUCUUGGUUCAGAUAAUAAUAUCAGUUGUGCAACAUCUGAAACCAAGAUAUAGCAUUAAUUUCCAUCAAUCAUGCUAGAAGUUUUUCUGCUCUGGUCAGAAACCUCUCAAAUCUAUAACCAGCAUGCUUCUUGAAAUAAAUUUUCUGAACAAAUCGAUCCAUGUAAUAAUAUCAUUUCUGCAUUAUCAAGCACAGAAUGUGGUAUUUCCGAAUCAAGCAAGGAAUUAUCGGUUUUAUGUGUUAUUUCCGAAUUUUAUAUUGUGUUCUAUUUAAUAUUUGAGAUCAUCCCCUUUUUCCAUUGUAUUGAAUCUAAUUUUUUAAAAAAAACUAUACGUGCUCCAACACUGAUGAAGCUUAAAUCAGGAACUAUCUUCAGAUUGACGACUUAAACCGUUUAAUGGAGAUCAUAAGCAAGGCUGCCAAGGAAGGGGCUCUCCUGCUUUACACCCUCGCCGAUCCUUCCCUGGCAGAGUCAGCAAAGAAGGCAUGCCGACUCUGGGGCGUCCCCUACACCGAUAUUCUGGGCCCCACCACCGAGGCCAUCGCCGCCCACCUCGGCGUAGCUCCACUGGGCAUCCCACGGGGCGCCGCCAAUCGGCAGAUCCCCCUCUCCGAAGACUAUUUCAAGCGGAUUGAAGCCAUUGAUUUCACAAUUAAGCAGGAUGACGGGGCACUGCCACAGAACCUCAACCGGGCUGACAUUGUCCUCCUCGGCGUCUCGAGGACGGGGAAGACGCCUCUGUCUAUAUAUCUGGCUCAGAAGGGCUACAAGGUGGCGAAUGUUCCCAUAGUUCUGGGUGUGGAGCUGCCGAAGACGGUGUUCGAGAUAAAUCAGAGUAAGAUCUACUCGUUGAUCAUAAAUCCAGUGGUGCUGCAGACCAUCAGGAGGACGAGGGCCAAGAGCCUCGGAUUCACCAGCAGCAUGAGUAGCCACUACUCAGAUAUGGAUCAUGUGAGAGAGGAGCUGGAAUUCGCCAGCAAGAUCUUCGCUCAGAACCCAUUGUGGCCCGUGAUCGGUAAGCUGAGAACUGACUUGCUUCCAUCAGAUUGGUACUUUAUUAAAUUAUUUUUACUAAGAAUUACUUAAUUUAUUGAUUCACGUCCAUUAUUAUUACUUCAUUCUUCUGAUUCGGAUGAUCCGAAAACUGAUUUACUUGCAAUUUGAUUGGUAGUUUAUUAUUUUUCUCGAUUGCCUUGAUUACCGGAUCAUUGUUUUGGAUCUGGGCAACAAGCAAAGAGUAAAUUUUCUUGCACAUAAUUAGUACAUUAUUAUUACUCAAUUCUUCUCAUUCGAUUGAUCCAAGAACUGGUUUUCUUGCAUUUGAUUGUAGUUCACUAAUUUGCUCAAUUGCCUUGAUUACCAGAUCGUUGGAUUGGAUCUGGGCAACAAGCAAAGAGUCAAUUUUCUUGCGCAUAAUUAGUACAUUAUUAUUACUUAAUUCUUCUGAUUCGGAUGAUCCUAGACCACUGAAUCAACCAAGAUAAUACGACAUAUAUCUUUACAUGUUCAUGGAAGGAUGUGCGAGUGAGAAUCUCCAAUCCCCCACCAUUGAAUCAGUGCAUCUGUGGAGAAGCAGUGUUUGAAUCAUACCUUUCCACUCAAUUAUAUAUAUAUAUAUAUAAUAUAUAAUAUAUAUACUUUUGGAUUUAUGUAUUCAUAUUAAUUUUUGAGAUGUGAGUAUGGUUUGAUCUCCAUUGAUGGUUGCAGAGGUGACUGGGAAGGCGAUAGAGGAGACGGCGGCCGUCAUAGUGAGGAUUCACCAUGACCGGAGCCAGAGGUACACCAUGCCUCGCAUCUCCAGGAGAUAUUGA